Molecule: messenger RNA, 492 nt
Organism: Rangifer tarandus platyrhynchus (Svalbard reindeer)
Lineage: Eukaryota; Metazoa; Chordata; Mammalia; Artiodactyla; Cervidae
Source: the annotation of a GenBank genome assembly
AUGGGGAAUGGUGGCUCUGCCAUGGCUGAACCAUCCUCUGGCAACUCUGAGGAAGGCCUGGUCACUAAAGAAACCUGCACCUCCCAAAUGGAGAUCUCAGAAACAGAUUUCUCCGAACUAGAGCCCUGUGAUGACGAGCCAAGAAAGGAAAAGAAGAAGACAGCUAAGGGCUGCCGUCGCCGUCGCCAUUGCCACUCCUGCCGUCUGAACAACUUUGCAAGCUUCGCCACCUAUUUCCCUAGAGUGCUGAGGCAAGUGCACACAGGACUGAGUCUUUCCCACGAAGCUUUAAACAUCAUGGAUUCAUUCGUGAAGGAUAUGUUUGAACGGAUUGCCGAAGAGGCCGGGUGCCUGACCCGCUCCAGCAAGCGCUGUACCAUCAUGAGUGAGGACAUCCAGACAGCUGUGUGUCUUCUGUUGCCUGGGGAGAUCGGCAAGUAUGCCAUGUCCGAGGCCACCAAGUCAGUCAUCAGAUACAACACCCACAGAUGA